AGCGCGGAGCUACAAUUUUGCCGUAGCAAGAAGUAGUUUGGAAAUGUAAAAGCACCUUAUUAAAGAGACCACAGGAAGACGAGGAAAUCCCCCUCCCUCCAUGCUCCAUCGACCCAGCCAAGAUGCGUAACAUGGCUACUAGCGCCUCACCUAGAGGCGUCGCUGCUAUCGUCGGCGUCGGCCCCAAGCUUGGCCGCUCUAUUGCCCGCAAAUUUGCUCACGAAGGAUACACUGUCGCCAUACUCGCCCGAGACCUAGGGAGAUUGUCAAGAUUCGCGGACGAGAUAGCGAGAGAAGAGAAAGCCCAAGUAUUCGCGAUCCGCAUCGACUGCUCCGACUCUCGGAGCAUUAGGGAGGCGUUCGAGGGGGUUCUAUCUCUUGGUUUCGUCGAAGUUUUGGUCUACAACGCAUUCCAGCCAGUCUCAUGGCAUCCAACCAGCUUCGCCGAUGUCCGCAUCGAAUCCUUCGAGAAAUCUCUUGCCGUCUGUACAGUCGGUGCUUGCCACUGCGCCCAACAGGUUCUCCCGGGCAUGGUUGAUAGGGGGAAAGGAACUAUUCUCUUCACCGGCUGCUCCGCUUCUCUAAAUGGCAUUGCUGGUCACUCUGAAUUAAGCUGUGGAAAAUUCGCCCUGAGAGGUCUUUCGCAAUGCCUGGCAAGAGAGUUCCAACCGUUAGGCAUCCAUGUGGCUCACGUUAUCAUCGAUGGCGUUGUCGGCCCACCUAGAUCACCAUCGGCUUCUCAUAGUCAUAGAUCGUUGGUUGGGGAGCAACAAGGGGGAGGAGAUGGGUCCAUGGACCCAGACGCUUUGGCUCAGACGUACUGGCACUUGCACGUCCAGGACCGGACGGCUUGGACCCAAGAGAUCGACCUUCGCUCUUCCAACAACAGAUAUUUCUGAUUCUUGUUUCUCUUAUAUGCUUAAUUAUAUAAAUUGCAUGUUAGUGCUUCCCCGUCAGCUUUUUGUGUGUGUUUUCAUUCUGGGUAUAUAAGCAAACCACAAACGCUUCACUUUUGUUUUGAUUAGUUUCAUAAUUCCACAAUUCUAUGUGAUCAGUGUUGGGUUGGGCUUGUUUCA
This is a messenger RNA of Nelumbo nucifera (sacred lotus), 1076 nucleotides long. RefSeq lists its product as uncharacterized. The record is from RefSeq and is a predicted model, not a curated record. Lineage: Eukaryota; Viridiplantae; Streptophyta; Magnoliopsida; Proteales; Nelumbonaceae.